This is a messenger RNA of Melitaea cinxia (Glanville fritillary), 3395 nucleotides long. RefSeq lists its product as uncharacterized. Gene Ontology annotation, biological process: regulation of endocytosis; cytoskeleton organization; plasma membrane tubulation. Gene Ontology annotation, cellular component: cytoplasm; plasma membrane; endosome. The coding region runs from base 1 to 3210 and encodes 1069 amino acids. NCBI's taxonomy places the organism in Eukaryota, Metazoa, Arthropoda, Insecta, Lepidoptera, Nymphalidae. The record is from RefSeq and is a predicted model, not a curated record. Gene Ontology annotation, molecular function: protein binding; phospholipid binding. The transcript is spliced from 6 exons.
AUGGCGGAACGCGUAGCUAAGUGUCGUGAGGAUGUCUCCAAGAACCGCGAUAAGUACCAGGCCGCUCUCGCGGAGAUCACGGCGUACAACCCGCGCUAUAUCGAGGACAUGACCACCGUGUUCGAUCGCUGCCAGCAGAUGGAGGCGCAGCGGCUGUCAUUCUUCAAGGACGUGUUAUUCAGUUUCCACAAAUGUCUGGACAUUAGCAAGGAACCUACAUUACCACAAAUAUACGAAGAAUUCCACCACACAAUAAACAACGCCGACCACCAGAAGGACUUGAAGUGGUGGGCCAACAACCACGGUGUUAACAUGGCUAUGGCGUGGCCGCAGUUCGAGGAAUACACUGAGGAGUUCCGGGACAUCGCUAAGGGCAAAUCCAAGGAGAGCCUCCCAACGGGACCCAUCACGCUGCUCAACCAACGACCAGUCAGCGAAGACGAACUUCCUCCAAUCACGGCUAACAACAAGUCAAGCAAAGCAACUAACCACACGGAGCUCGCACCAAACAACUCCGUCAUGCAGAACAACUCCAGCGCAAGCAACACCAUCGAUAAGAAAACCAUAAGCGCACCCAUAGCUGUCACGAAUGGCACGGCGUCCGCACCGAAAUCGACAAAAACAUCGCCCGCCAAGGACAGCGUCGGGAAGGACAACCCCUUCGAAGAGGAAGAUUGGGACGAGGAGUCGGCCGGCGCGCUCACGGACACGGGCGAGCCCGGCGUGCCCGUGCGCGCGCUCUACGACUACACCGGCGCCGAGAGCGACGAGCUCAGCUUCCGGCAGGGUACGUGCGCUAGACACUCGCGAAGGGCAGUCUGUGGUGGUCUGCCUUCUGCUCCGCUCUACGACUACACCGGCGCCGAGAGCGACGAGCUCAGCUUCCGGCAGGGUACGUGCGCUAGACACUCGCGAAGGGCAGUCUGUGGUGGUCUGCCUUCUGCUCCGCUCUACGACUACACCGGCGCCGAGAGCGACGAGCUCAGCUUCCGGCAGGGUACGUGCGCUAGACACUCGCGAAGGGCAGUCUGUGGUGGUCUGCCUUCUGCUCCGCUCUACGACUACACCGGCGCCGAGAGCGACGAGCUCAGCUUCCGGCAGGGUACGUGCGCUAGACACUCGCGAAGGGCAGUCUGUGGUGGUCUGCCUUCUGCUCCGCUCUACGACUACACCGGCGCCGAGAGCGACGAGCUCAGCUUCCGGCAGGGUACGUGCGCUAGACACUCGCGAAGGGCAGUCUGUGGUGGUCUGCCUUCUGCUCCGCUCUACGACUACACCGGCGCCGAGAGCGACGAGCUCAGCUUCCGGCAGGGUACGUGCGCUAGACACUCGCGAAGGGCAGUCUGUGGUGGUCUGCCUUCUGCUCCGCUCUACGACUACACCGGCGCCGAGAGCGACGAGCUCAGCUUCCGGCAGGGUACGUGCGCUAGACACUCGCGAAGGGCAGUCUGUGGUGGUCUGCCUUCUGCUCCGCUCUACGACUACACCGGCGCCGAGAGCGACGAGCUCAGCUUCCGGCAGGGUACGUGCGCUAGACACUCGCGAAGGGCAGUCUGUGGUGGUCUGCCUUCUGCUCCGCUCUACGACUACACCGGCGCCGAGAGCGACGAGCUCAGCUUCCGGCAGGGUACGUGCGCUAGACACUCGCGAAGGGCAGUCUGUGGUGGUCUGCCUUCUGCUCCGCUCUACGACUACACCGGCGCCGAGAGCGACGAGCUCAGCUUCCGGCAGGGUACGUGCGCUAGACACUCGCGAAGGGCAGUCUGUGGUGGUCUGCCUUCUGCUCCGCUCUACGACUACACCGGCGCCGAGAGCGACGAGCUCAGCUUCCGGCAGGGUACGUGCGCUAGACACUCGCGAAGGGCAGUCUGUGGUGGUCUGCCUUCUGCUCCGCUCUACGACUACACCGGCGCCGAGAGCGACGAGCUCAGCUUCCGGCAGGGUACGUGCGCUAGACACUCGCGAAGGGCAGUCUGUGGUGGUCUGCCUUCUGCUCCGCUCUACGACUACACCGGCGCCGAGAGCGACGAGCUCAGCUUCCGGCAGGGUACGUGCGCUAGACACUCGCGAAGGGCAGUCUGUGGUGGUCUGCCUUCUGCUCCGCUCUACGACUACACCGGCGCCGAGAGCGACGAGCUCAGCUUCCGGCAGGGUACGUGCGCUAGACACUCGCGAAGGGCAGUCUGUGGUGGUCUGCCUUCUGCUCCGCUCUACGACUACACCGGCGCCGAGAGCGACGAGCUCAGCUUCCGGCAGGGUACGUGCGCUAGACACUCGCGAAGGGCAGUCUGUGGUGGUCUGCCUUCUGCUCCGCUCUACGACUACACCGGCGCCGAGAGCGACGAGCUCAGCUUCCGGCAGGGUACGUGCGCUAGACACUCGCGAAGGGCAGUCUGUGGUGGUCUGCCUUCUGCUCCGCUCUACGACUACACCGGCGCCGAGAGCGACGAGCUCAGCUUCCGGCAGGGUACGUGCGCUAGACACUCGCGAAGGGCAGUCUGUGGUGGUCUGCCUUCUGCUCCGCUCUACGACUACACCGGCGCCGAGAGCGACGAGCUCAGCUUCCGGCAGGGUACGUGCGCUAGACACUCGCGAAGGGCAGUCUGUGGUGGUCUGCCUUCUGCUCCGCUCUACGACUACACCGGCGCCGAGAGCGACGAGCUCAGCUUCCGGCAGGGUACGUGCGCUAGACACUCGCGAAGGGCAGUCUGUGGUGGUCUGCCUUCUGCUCCGCUCUACGACUACACCGGCGCCGAGAGCGACGAGCUCAGCUUCCGGCAGGGUACGUGCGCUAGACACUCGCGAAGGGCAGUCUGUGGUGGUCUGCCUUCUGCUCCGCUCUACGACUACACCGGCGCCGAGAGCGACGAGCUCAGCUUCCGGCAGGGUACGUGCGCUAGACACUCGCGAAGGGCAGUCUGUGGUGGUCUGCCUUCUGCUCCGCUCUACGACUACACCGGCGCCGAGAGCGACGAGCUCAGCUUCCGGCAGGGUACGUGCGCUAGACACUCGCGAAGGGCAGUCUGUGGUGGUCUGCCUUCUGCUCCGCUCUACGACUACACCGGCGCCGAGAGCGACGAGCUCAGCUUCCGGCAGGGUGAUCUAUUUGAAAAACUGGAAGACGAAGACGAACAGGGCUGGUGUAAGGGUCGGAAGGAUGGGCGCGUGGGACUUUACCCCGCAAAUUAUGUGGAGCCUGUGGGUCACUAACCCCCAGCAGUGUCCCGCAGCACCACGCAGCUCUCCGCAGUACAUCGCAGCACAUCGCAGCGUAGCGCAGCAGCGCAACGAACAAACCGAGACCGGAGCAAUACGAUGCUGUCAUAUAUAUCUAUUAGUCCAAUGUCACUGAUUUUUAGAUAACAAUAAUAGAAAUUUUUGUGUUCAAAAUUUAA